UGCAGUUGAUGUAAAAUGGCGACUAUCGUGCGUUAGUCUAAACCUGUCCAAAACAUAACGGACAAACUCAAACACGGAGCAAGUUGGAUAGAAAACUAAGGAAACAUCAACCGCUUUGGUAUUGUUGGAUCUUAAUAAGGUACAGCCAUGGCCGAGCAGACUAAGGCCAGCACGGAGGGGAUCGUGGGCCUGGAUGAGCCCAAGAAGAUGACCAGGGAGGAUUGGCGGAAGAAGAAGGAGCUGGAAGAGCAGAGGAAGCUGGGAAACGCUCCUGCUGAGGUGGACGAGGAGGGGAAAGACAUUAACCCUCACAUCCCACAGUACAUUUCAUCAGUGCCAUGGUACAUCGACCCAUCCAAAAGACCCACAUUAAAGCAUCAGAGACCACAGAGUGAGAAAGAGCCACAAUUUUCAGCCAUUGGAGAGUGGUACAAGAGAGGAGUGCAAGAGACUUCAGUUGUCACAAAAUAUCGUAAGGGAGCUUGUGAAAACUGUGGUGCCAUGACACACAAGAAGAAAGACUGCUUGGAGCGACCCAGAAAGGUUGGUGCAAAAUUCACAGGCACCGGCAUAGCUCCAGAUGAACACAAUCAGAUAACGCUUGACUUAGACUAUGAUGGGAAGCGAGAUCGCUGGAACGGGUAUGACCCUGAGGAACAUCAGCGCAUUGUGGAAGAGUACGCCAAAGUAGAUCUGGCCAAGAGGACACUGAAGGCACAGAAGCUUCAGGAUGAGUUGGCCUCUGGAAAACUUGACCAAGCUGAGCGGGAACAUGACAGUGAGGAUGAGGAUGAAGAUAAAUAUGCAGAUGACAUCGACAUGCCUGGUCAGAACUUUGACUCCAAGAGACGAAUCACUGUUAGGAAUCUGCGUAUCAGAGAAGACACGGCCAAAUACUUGAGGAAUUUGGAUCCGAAUUCAGCAUAUUAUGAUCCAAAGACUCGAGCUAUGAGAGAGAAUCCAUAUUCCAACACUGGCAUGAACCCAGACGAGGUGGGCUAUGCUGGAGACAACUUUGCUCGCUACAGUGGGGACACAAUCACCAUGGCUCAAACACAGUUGUUUGCCUGGGAGGCCUACGAGAGGGGCUCUGAGGUGCAUCUGCAGGCCGACCCCACUAAGCUGGAGCUGCUGCACCGGUCCUUCAAGGUCAAGAAGGAGGACUUUAAAGAGAAACAGAGGGACAGCAUUCUACACAAGUAUGGAGGUGAAGAGCACUUGGAUGCACCGCCACGGGAGCUGCUCUUGGCUCAGACAGAAGACUACGUGGAGUACUCUCGUCACGGUGCUGUUCUGAAGGGGCUCGAGAAGGCCGUGGCUCGCUCCAAGUACGAGGAGGAUGUGCUCAUCAACAACCACACUUGUAUUUGGGGCUCUUACUGGAAGGAUGGCCUCUGGGGAUACAAGUGCUGUCACUCCAUGGUCAAACAGAGUUACUGCACAGGAGAGACUGGAAUUGGAAUUAACAACUCAGACUGUGUUCCAUUCGAAGAGGGACUGAAGGAGCCACAGGAGGAAGAAGAGCCCAAGACUCUGCUGGAAAUGCAUCGAGAGAAGAUGAAAGAGAAGAAGAAGAAAAAGAAGAGCAAGAAGAACAAGAAGCACGGCUCUGACAGCGAUUCAGAAGAUGAAGAGAAGAAGAAGGAGAAGCUGAAGAAGGCACUGGAAGCAGAGGACAAGCGGGCCAAGCAUUUCGAGGCAAUAAUGCAGAUAGAUGAGAGGAAGAGGCCGUACAACAGCUUGCAGGAAGUAAAGGCGCCCACUGAGGAGGAGAUGGAGGCCUUCCGCAUGAAACGCUGUCGGCCAGAUGAUCCCAUGGCUUCCUUCCUAGGACAGUGACCUGCUGGCUCCUCGAACUCUCCCUAAGGACUCUUACCAGAGCUGCUGACCGAAAAACUCAACUUUGAUUUUAUAAACAUACAGCAGAAGGCUUCUGUUUGGUUACUAACGUGGAAGAAACUGUGUACAAGGUUUUGUUAAUUUAAUUUUUAACUUUCUUUUUGUUUUAACAUAAAGAUGGCGUCAGUAAUUCUGGAGAAAGAUUGGUGAUAUUUGAUCUAAACACCCAACAGAAACACCCCUCCUGUCAGUGCUCUGUCAUUGCUUCUUCAGAGGCAUCACUCUGGCUCACACUGCCUUUCUCUUGAUACAUCCACGGCCUUUUCAUGUCCUGUGCAGGGGCACCAACACUCAUUUGGCUGGAGUAGUGUGAAUAUCGGUCUGAGCCACCAUGAGCCAGGACUGUGUAUGAACACCAAAACGUUUUUUUUUUGUUUUGUUUUGUUUUGUUUUUUUACAGCAUUCCCUCAGGACUGAAAGCUGGAGAUAUUCACCAAAUUCUAUAAAAAAUGUAAUGUAUUAGAAUAGCUGGCUGCACCUUUAGGCCCUGAUCACUCAGAAAGCGUUGUAGUAGCUGGAGGCACCUUUUUGUAAUUGUUUUUUAAAAGAAUGAAGGUUUUUGCUCGUGUUUUUUGCGUUGCGACACGCCUCACAUGUCUGUGCUCUAGGCGCCUGGCAUUUUUGCUUUUGGUCAUCUUUUUUCCCCAUUGUCCAAUCAGAUGAUUUUAGGGGUGGGCCUUCUGGUAGUCAUGACAACAAGUUAACGGUUGGUUACCAAAGGAGGAGGAACUGGUGGUAGCGGUUGCUAGAUACCCAGAGCUAUAGGGCCUGAGGAUAGACAGCAGGUUGUCAAGCUGCCCCUGAGUCCUCCUAAAAUAUGCCUGAAAACGGCCAUAAUCUUGCCGAAGCUCCU
This is a messenger RNA of Epinephelus lanceolatus (giant grouper), 2752 nucleotides long. It is a transcript of the gene slu7, whose product is annotated as SLU7 homolog, splicing factor. Gene Ontology annotation, molecular function: pre-mRNA 3'-splice site binding. Gene Ontology annotation, cellular component: spliceosomal complex. Lineage: Eukaryota; Metazoa; Chordata; Actinopteri; Perciformes; Serranidae. The record is from RefSeq and is a predicted model, not a curated record. Gene Ontology annotation, biological process: mRNA splicing, via spliceosome.